AUGUUUGGGUUUGAUACCCGAGAGAAUUGCCGUCUGGCUCAGAGCGAGCUUGUAAACUUCCGGAUCCGAAACCGGAAUGUGAACAUCAGCGUGGCGGGCAGGCGGGCUGUAAGUGUCACUCAUCUUUUUCUAUUUCUGUGUGAUACUAACGCCUAGACCAUAGUCUGCUCCGGCAAAUCCAUCUACGCAAGAAUCAUCUCUGCCCAAGCCGCUGCUCCCGCCAACCCUGGUGCAACUCCCCUUCCUCCCGGCACCACCAAGACCACCGUCACCACCACCAUCACCACCAGCAGCGGGACCACCACCAGGGUCACCACCACCGAGGUUUCGGCUACCCCCGCCGCCGACGCAACCACCACCUCCGCAGUUGAAGAGAUUCCAGCUGCCCCCGCCCCCGACAUAAUGACGGCCUUGCUGGAUUCUCUUGACCGCCCUUCGACCCCUCAGUAGGUCAUGACGGACACCGCUCAUCUGAGUACCUAGGAAGAGAAAGAAGAAGAAGAAGGAGAAGAAGAAGGGGGGAGGGGGGAAGGGGGGGGACAAAAUAAUAAAACAACAACCAAAAAAAGGUGAAGAGAGGAAACGAACGCAAGUUCGCCGUCAUAUUUUGGAUGAUUGGGGGCAACCCUAUUUACUCAUACUCCUUCGCGAGCCCACGCUCCCCUCCUUCAUGAGCCAACGCCCUACCCCAGAUCAGCUAUUAGCAUUCCUUUUUUAGGAAGUGAGUUCAAUUCUCACGCUGGUCAUCUUCUCUUCGGGAAUGGGCUCAAAUCCCUCCUAUGCUUUGUCCCAGCAGAAUGUUGGGAACAGCCAAAUCAUCAUGAGUGUUAGAGUCCAGGAUGUUUCUUUACGCAUAUGUAGCUUGCAAUUUCUCUCUAAUGUAGGUAGCUAGAGGUGUGGCUAAUUGUUUGGCUAAAUUAACACCGUUGAAAAGAUGAGACUACGCGAUCAAGUGUACGGCCAUGCUGAAAGAAAGUGUGUGAUUAUGUUGCAAGAAGUAUGGUAUCGAAAGAGUCUGAUCCAUUGUAGUUACCUAGGUGCCUAAGGCAUGCACUUGUGUGAGCAUUAAGUGAAAGUGUCCCACAAACGCGAACUCACAACAAAUCAACACACACUCUCCGUCAACCCAGUUACAACUUUUCAUCACAACCACGAAAUUUCUUGCAGCACAAGAAGCCACAGAAUCCAAUCGAGUCCACAAGUAGACAAGAUACGCGCUUAACUCUACAUUCGCGUAAGUUUCAAUUUUCGGGUUCCUCUCCUUUGGGUCAACAAACUAACUUGAACACAGAAUGUCUGACAAGGCUCUCACAGAGUUGACCGAAGCCAUGGAGUCGCUCACGCUGAAGAAGUCUGAUCUACCAGAAAGGUGGGCAGAUGACGAAAAGGACCCCGGCAGCAACAUUAAAAGAUUCUUCGCCAACUGGCCGCAAUAUCAGAAGCAUUUUGAGGCACAGGGCAUGUCAUGCUACCGCGCCAUCCAAGACGCGUCCGGGAGCAGCAGGCUGGAGCCUCGUACCUGGUCCAGGGUGCAUGCUGGCAGCGAAAGUCGUCUGGCCGAAAACAAGGUUGAAUUCGUCACCUUGAACCGGGUAGUAACUGCCGACCAAGAUGACGAACCACUUCCAGAUCAGAGGGUGAUGCAACGUAUACAUGGCGAUGUUCGAGAGGCAGUGGCUUUUGUAAUCGUCCCAAAGGCAGAAGUAGCAGAUCUCGAGGCAAAGGGCUGGGAAGUCUAGUACCCUCCCGCUCCGGCUCUCGACGUACAAAAGGGCUAUCGAGAUGUUCGACCAAACCUACCACGCCCUGUGGACGUCAUGACCACCGAUGAACCUGCUACGGAUACAGAUGCUUAUCUGGACCGUGGCUAUGAAUAUGUCAGUCGGCAUUGGACCAAAGGCAAAUGGAAACGUGGUGAUCUGAUCGGCAAGAAUGGGUCAGACCCUGAGACGAAGGCUCAAUCAGCGUCCUACGCAGCCCCAGACUGCUGGGACAAGUUAUCCGAACGUCGCGUCGCCACAUCUACUGGUCAUAUGCCACACAUUGAACGGCCCCCCAAUGUCCCUCUUGGCUGGGGCGGCUACGACAAAUUUCACCACUGGCAAGCAAGCGGCCGCCAGGUUACCAAAGACAUGGUAGAGGAAGAGGACUGGUCGGUCGAUAUAGACAUGCCGUUCGACUUUGUUAACGAGGAGGGCGAGGUUGUGGAUACUGUUCCCCCUAUUGUGCGAGAGCAAGACCUACCUCCUCUCGCUGAUCCGCCCAUCACAUUGCAUGAACUCCUCAACGAGAGAGAAGAACGAAAACAGAAAGCUCCCUCAAGGGGUGUAGUUCGGUGGGCUGGAACUUGA
Molecule: messenger RNA, 2351 nt
Organism: Clonostachys rhizophaga
Lineage: Eukaryota; Fungi; Ascomycota; Sordariomycetes; Hypocreales; Bionectriaceae
Source: the annotation of a GenBank genome assembly